Letharia columbiana is the source of this 258-nucleotide messenger RNA. RefSeq lists its product as uncharacterized. The coding region runs from base 1 to 258 and encodes 85 amino acids. The record is from RefSeq and is a predicted model, not a curated record. Lineage: Eukaryota; Fungi; Ascomycota; Lecanoromycetes; Lecanorales; Parmeliaceae. The transcript is spliced from 2 exons.
AUGCCUAUUGACAGGUCAGCGUCAGUGAAACCAGGGCUGGCAAUGGUGGAUAAGACUGAGAAGACUGAGAAGACUGAGAAGACUGAGAAGACUGAGAAGACUGAGAAGACUGAGAAGACUGAGAAGACUGAGAAGACUGAGAAGACUGAGAAGACUGAGAAGACUGAGAAGACUGAGAAGACUGAGAAGACUGAGAAGACUGAGAAGACUGAGAAGGCUGAGAAGGCUGAGAAGACUAAGAAGAUUACUACUGCAUAA